Molossus molossus (Pallas's mastiff bat) is the source of this 730-nucleotide messenger RNA. RefSeq names its product single-pass membrane protein with coiled-coil domains 1 (gene SMCO1). The transcript is spliced from 3 exons. The record is from RefSeq and is a predicted model, not a curated record. NCBI's taxonomy places the organism in Eukaryota, Metazoa, Chordata, Mammalia, Chiroptera, Molossidae. The coding region runs from base 27 to 671 and encodes 214 amino acids.
UUUUCAUUCAUUUUUGCCUUCAGAAGAUGAGCAAUGAAACAACAACCCUGGUAUCCUUGAAGGAGGCGAUGAAAAGGGUAGACCACAAACUCCAAGCUUUAGAAGCAGAGUUUAAAAAACUGGAUUUCACCAAGGAUAAUCUGAUACAGAAAUUUGAACAUCAUAGCAGGAUGUUGGCAAGCCAGGAAGCCCAAGAUGAGCUGUGGACAGCAGUUCUGGCACUCAAGUUCACUUCUAUGGAAUUAAAUAUUAUAUACAGCUAUGUCAUUGAAGUACUCAUCUGCUUGCACACUCAUGUGCUUGAGAAGCUGCCAGAGCUGGUGAGAGGUCUUCCCACCUUAGCCUCUGUCCUCAGAAAAAAAGUCAAGAACAAGCACAUCAGAGUUGUGUGGGAAUCUGUCCUGGAGGAGUGUGGGCUCCAAGAAGCAGAUGUUUUAGUGCUUUGUACCUUCUUUAUCGCACAUGGUAACAAGGCAGAACACUACAGUGCCAAAGUGAGACAGAUGUAUAUCAGGGAUGUCCCUUUCAUGAUCACCAACAUGGUAAAGAACCAGGCUCUGCAGAAUGGUUUGCUGAGGGCUGUUCAGCUCAUUGAGAAGGGGAAAGCAGUGACGGCUCCUGAAGAGCAAAAGUCAUCUCUGAAAGAGUUGAUACCAACAGUCAAAAACUAACCUAUUACCUUAUGACUUAACAAUUCCACUUCCAGUAAUUUUCUUGCAAAUGGAAAAAA